AUGCCGCGAGAAGCUGAGAUCUCUAUAAACGAACGCGAGUUCAUCAAGCAGGCGCUGCAGGAGCAAAUUCGCCUCGAUGGACGUGCAUUUGACGUAUUUCGUUCAUUAGAGCUCACCUUUGGAGAAGAGUAUGGCGUCGCAGAUGUGCAGUUGGGCAAGACAAGAGUCAUUGCACGGAUCUCAGUCGACGUAGUCACACCAGCACCGGAGCGCAAGUUUGAUGGCAUCUUCCAGAUCGUUACCGAGUUCUCGCCCAUGGCAUCGCCUGCUUUCGAGAUUGGACGACCUACAGACGCUGAAGUCAUUCUCUCGCGCAUUCUUGAAAAAGCCAUUCGCCGCUCCAAUGCUCUCGAUACCGAAUCGCUCUGCAUCAUUGCUGGACAGAAGUGCUUUGCUCUCCGCGCCGACGUGCACAUCAUCGAUCAUGAUGGAGGACUGAUCGACGCCUCAUGCAUUGCCGUCAUAGCUGCGCUACAACACUUCAGACGGCCUGACGUACAGGUCGAGGGCGAGAAGGCGAUCAUCCUGAGCGUACGCGAGCGCGAACCCAUACCUCUUUCGAUCCUACACCAGCCACUCUGCGUUACCUUCUCAUACUUUGAAGAAGGCGAAAUCUACUUGGUGGAUGCCAACGUGGCCGAAGAGCAGGUUCGACAAGGACAGGUCAUUAUCACCAUGAACAAGCAUGGCGAGAUUUGCCAAAUCGCAAAGUACGGCGGCGCAACCGUGAAUCCGUUGGCUCUGCUGAACUGCACCAAUAUUGCGCUGGAAAAGGUCAAGCAGAUGAGCAAGUUCAUUCAGCAAAAGCUGGAUGAGGAUAACAAGAAGAGGAACCCGAAGGGCCUCAUGAAUGAGCUGAGUGCUGAGAACGCCAGAGAGAACGCUGUUAUUCCAGGAUGA
This is a messenger RNA of Macroventuria anomochaeta, 900 nucleotides long. RefSeq lists its product as uncharacterized. The transcript is spliced from 2 exons. Lineage: Eukaryota; Fungi; Ascomycota; Dothideomycetes; Pleosporales; Didymellaceae. Gene Ontology annotation, cellular component: nuclear exosome (RNase complex); cytoplasmic exosome (RNase complex). Gene Ontology annotation, biological process: U5 snRNA 3'-end processing; exonucleolytic trimming to generate mature 3'-end of 5.8S rRNA from tricistronic rRNA transcript (SSU-rRNA, 5.8S rRNA, LSU-rRNA); U4 snRNA 3'-end processing. The coding region runs from base 1 to 900 and encodes 299 amino acids. The record is from RefSeq and is a predicted model, not a curated record.